AUGAGGCACCCAGACCUUACGCGUGAGAAGGUCAUUACGGACUGCGCCAGCAUCGCUUUUCCCUGGAUGAUUGAACAACUCAAACGGAUGGGUUUAGCCGGUUUGGCCAGACGAUUGGAGCGUCAGAUGCCCUCGCGGUUCUCCGCUUUCGACUACACCCUUGUGCUUUCUCGUCCACCGCCAAGCGCACCCUUGCCCCAUCAUCUUCAUGAUGAUGCGUGA
Hydatigera taeniaeformis is the source of this 222-nucleotide messenger RNA. The record is from the annotation of a GenBank genome assembly. Lineage: Eukaryota; Metazoa; Platyhelminthes; Cestoda; Cyclophyllidea; Taeniidae.